AUGGUCGAACGUGCCAUGUCAACGCCCAACAGUGACCUUGUUACCAGCAGCCCAAACAUGGACGAAGACUACGGUCGGAGAAGGAGAGGGUAUCACUCCCCGAGUCCACACCGGUAUGACAGGCGGAGACCGAGGUCGCCCUCUCCAGUGAUGUACCAGCAAGGAUACCACAGAGACCAGCACUUCUACGACGAUAGAAGGAUGGAUCACUACGGGAACCAGCAUAAAAGGCGAAGGUCCAGCCCUUCUCCCGGGAGGGGAAGGCGGGGGAGAAAUGGUUCGCCAGGGCGGAGACAGUCACCCGGGCAUGUUCGAGAGAUCUCGCCGUCGCGCAUGUUUCGUGAUUACAAUCAUAUCGUCUCUAUCGAGGAAUUCGAAGACAAGAUGUCCAACAAUUAUGUUUCGAGAAACCUUUCACCCGAGUCGAGAAAAAAGGCCAUCGGACAAGACUAUGUCCGUUACGUGGAGACAUUUCAGAGUGACGAUGGGCCCAAUCGUGGAGAGGCAGUUCGUUGCUUUCAUGAGCACCAAGAUGAAGAAUGGUUUUGGGAGAAAUAUCACCCAGAUGGCCAUGUGAAAAUGUUUGAACUUCGAUCAAGCGAGGCUCGAGAGAAUUAUGAAGCAUUCUGUCAGAAAGAGGUCAACUUGGACACGCUUGACAUGCCAGGAGUCGUUAUGAUAGCGGAUGAUAGAAACCAUCACAGCAACACCUCUCGGUCGAAACGCGAAGAUAAUGACGUGGAAAAUGGGAAGGACAAGGAAACGGAAGAGGGCGAAGAGCCGGCGGUCAACGAGAGCUCAGACAAGCCUGCCACUGAGAAUGCUGAGGACGAGAAUUCGGCUGAAGUCAGCAAGGAGCCGGAAGAACCCGUAGCGCCAACCAUCCCCUACAAGGCAACUCGCCGUCAGAUCAUUCACUUCCUGUCUGAAGCCAAGGGAUUCCGAAAACUGCUGAUUUCCGAGCCAAUGAAGACAAAGAAUUGGACGAGGAUCGGAUGGGCGAUUUUCGAGGAUGAAGAUGCGAGCAAGACCGCAGUGAUCAAAUUUGACGGCACUGAAGUUCAUCCGUUGCCUGUCGAGAAGGAGGAAGGGGAUGAGAAGGAGGGAAAGUCUGAAGCGACCAUGGAAGGCAUUCGUUUCCGAAUUGCUUGCACCUCAACUCGUCCGAUCCCCUCCUCCAGACUCUCUGUCAAGACCUGCCCUUCUGUCGCUUCCUGUCCGCGCAGACUGCAGGAGGAUCUGCCUCUCCUCCUGGAGCUUGUGAAGGCUCUUGAUACUGAGAAGGGUAUCAAGGAGAACAAGGUUGUCUCGGCCAUCGAGUCGAAGGAGGAUGUUGAGAUCGGGAAGAAAGUCGAUCUUCUCGUCCACUACCUCCGAAGAGUGCAUUAUUACAGCUACUACAAGGGGGAGGAGUACAACGACAUCGGCGAGAUGAUUAGGAAAGGGUCGGCAACUUACGUCCGGCCUGUUCUGGCUGCGAGCUUUUCUCCUGAAGUGAAGAUGGAAGAUCCUCAGACCGAGCGGCUGCUCGCGGCGUUCUACAUCGCCAACUGUGUGGAGAAGGAGCGGGACACCAAGUAUCAGUGCAAGAUUCCGUUCAAAGGGACUUGCAAGGUCUUCAAGGCGCCAGAGUUUGUCAAGAAGCAUCUGUGGAACAAGCACGUGCCAGCGGUCAAGAAGGAGAUGUAUCUCAUGGCCUACCUCAUGGACCCGCAUCGCCCCACAGAGGCUGUUCUCAACCAGGGCAUCGCCAUCGCCAUGGGCGCAGGAGUUCGCAACGCAGCCUUCGACGCGCGGGGACGAGGAGACAUGAUGGGGAACGUGCGGGGGCAGGGAGGAGGCAUGUCAAGAAUGCCGAUGCCAGUGAUGAUGGUCCCUCCCAUGAUGCAGGGAGGUCGCCGGCCCCCCCACAUGAUGCCCGGCAUGGUGAACGCGGUCCAGAGUUCAGACCCGCGAGGGCUCAAGGCCUACGUGGACCUGGACGCGGUCGGGUCUUCCUCAGCUGGCGACAUCGACUACCGCAGCCCCGCGUACUAG
Messenger RNA from Guillardia theta CCMP2712, 2037 nucleotides. RefSeq lists its product as hypothetical. The transcript is spliced from 29 exons. Gene Ontology annotation, cellular component: nuclear body. The record is from RefSeq and is a predicted model, not a curated record. Gene Ontology annotation, biological process: primary miRNA processing; mRNA processing. Bases 1 to 2037 code for a protein of 678 amino acids. NCBI's taxonomy places the organism in Eukaryota, Cryptophyceae, Pyrenomonadales, Geminigeraceae.